Mytilus californianus (California mussel) is the source of this 7487-nucleotide messenger RNA. RefSeq names its product adenylate kinase isoenzyme 5-like. Gene Ontology annotation, molecular function: AMP kinase activity; ATP binding. Gene Ontology annotation, cellular component: cytosol; cytoplasm. Gene Ontology annotation, biological process: nucleoside triphosphate biosynthetic process. Lineage: Eukaryota; Metazoa; Mollusca; Bivalvia; Mytilida; Mytilidae. The record is from RefSeq and is a predicted model, not a curated record. The transcript has 25 exons. Bases 133 to 3297 code for a protein of 1054 amino acids.
UCCUUGGAUACAGGUGCUUGAUGUUCUGAGUGAAUGCAAAACGCGGUUUCCCAAAAUAUUCACUAAUCGUUCUACAUAACCGUCAAGAUACCACGAAAAAAGGAAUCCUACAUCCGCGUCCGUAGCGGAAAGAUGAGUACGGAGGAUGCAAAAACCUACUUGUCAAAGCGAGAGAUUCCUCGCUUGUUUGAGAGUUUGAUGACUGGUCUGAUGUACCACAGACCAACAGAUCACAUCGCUUAUCUGAUAGACUGUCUAGCUAAGGUCAAGGACAAAGGUCAAGAAAACUUGGCAUGGAAUUCAUUUGUGGAAGCAAAGAGAGCAAAGACUCCACUGCCCCCUAUAACUCCAGAUAAUGGAAAACGUCCAAAAUCCAGGUCAAAAACACCAGCAAAAAUAGACUCUGAGAGAAGUAGCACACCAGUGGACAGACAAAGGUCUAUCACACCAAUUGAUAGAAAAGGGUCUGUAACCCCAGUUGAAAGACAAAGGUCUUUAACACCUAUAGAUAGGAAAGGGUCUGUUACCCCAGUUGAUAGUAAAAGGAUUCAGGAAUCACCUGUUCCAUUGGAAGAGAAGAGAGGAACACCACUGCCCCCUAUUACAGAUCCAGUUGAUUCUGCAAAAAUAAAUGACAAAGUCACAUCAGACACAAAGGCUAAAACUGUGGACAAGGACAUUCCUGAUGUUCCCAUUGUAUUUAUCAUGGGAGGUCCUGGUUCAGGAAAACUCACACAAGUAAACAGCUUACUGAAAUUAGCUGAAGGAUGGGUUCAUUUGUCUAUGGGAGAUAUCUUACGGAAUGAGAUCGCACAGAAAGGCAAAGCUGAGGAUAAAUGGAGUAUGAUUGGAGAUCUAGUAUCGAAAGGAGAAAUGGCACCAGAGGAAGUUACAGGAGAACUACUUAUGGAUUCAUUCAAACGACACAAGAAUGCCAAGGGAUUCAUACUAGAAGGGUACCCAAGAGAUAUGGAACAAGUUCAAGAGUAUAUGAAAGUGAUUGGCAAGGUGAAUGCUGUUUUCUAUUUGGAUUGUGAAGAAUAUUAUUGCACACAAAGACUUCUGCACAGAGGACAAAAGACAGACAGGAUUGAUGAUAACUUGGGGGCCAUCUCAAAGAGGAUAACAUUUUUCAAAGAUAAUACAUUACCAGUGGUGAAAUACUAUGAUGACUUGGGUAGAGUGUUUGUGGUAGAUGGUGACAGAGACACAAAAGAGAUUGCAUUUGAAGUAGGAAAUUUGUUCAAAUUCCUUAAAAAGAACAAUUUUGAACUGAAGAAUGCUAAACCAUUGACUGCCCCACCCCCACAGAAGAAACGAGAACGAAGGCCUUCUACACCUAAACAAAAGGACAGUAAAGACAAAAACGACAGUAAAGUUAAACCUGAAGAUGUGAUAGUUCCAUUAGCUACACGACCUCCAACGAUUGAUGUACCAGACACAGGGAGGAAAGAAGGAUUACCUACAUGUCCAAUCAUUUUAAUAGUUGGCGGACCUGGGAGUGGUAAGGGUACACAAUGUAAAAAGGUUCUGGAAAGAUAUAAGGAAGUUGUCCAUCUUUCUAUGGGAGACAUUUUACGUAACCAAAUUGCUACACAAGGAUCAGCUGAUGAGAAAUGGGGUAUGAUUGGUACUUUAGUGCAGAAAGGUGAAAUGGCUCCACAGGAAGUAACAGCCGAACUCCUGAUAGAACAAAUUAAAAAGAACAAAGACGCUGCAGCUUUCAUUGUAGAGGGGUACCCCAGAGAUAAACUACAAAUGGAAGAAUUUAAUAAACAUAUUGGUGGAUUAAAUUUUGCAAUAUUAUUAGACUGUGAAGAAUAUUACAUGCAGAAACGGUUACUGGACCGAGGAAAUGCCAGUGGUCGUAUUGAUGACAACUUAAACGCCAUACAAAGUAGGCUCACAUUCUUCAAGAAUAACACAUUACCCAUAUUAAAACAUUUAGACGACCAAGGAAAACUUGUAGCAAUUGAUGGAGACAGAGACUUAGAUGAAAUAUUCUACAACAUCAGUCAAGUUUUAGAUUUUGCAUUUUUCGGCAGAAAGCCAAAGCCACCAGGAGCUGAAGAAGCUUUAAAGAACGCCAAAGUGGUUUUUGUUGUAGGUGGUCCUGGCAGUGGCAAGGGUACUCAGUGUGAGAGAAUUGUUCAGAAAUAUGGCUAUACUCAUCUGUCAACUGGUAACCUCCUCAGGGCAGAGGUUGCAUCAGGGUCAGAACAAGGGAAGAAACUUACAGAAAUAAUGGAGAAAGGAGAACUUGUACCCUUGGAAACAGUCCUUAUGUUAUUGAAGGAUAAUAUGAUUGCCAGAGCUGCCACCAGUCGAGGAUUUCUCAUUGAUGGAUAUCCAAGGCAAAUGGAACAGGGAGUCAGAUUUGAAGAUGAGGUUAAAGAAAGUGACUUUCUAUUGUACUUAAGUGUUUCCGAUGAGACUAUGACCUCUAGACUUCUGGGAAGAGCACAAACAAGUGGACGGGUUGAUGAUAAUGAAGAAACAAUUAAAAAAAGACUGAAGACUUUCCGUGAUAAUAAUAAUGCUGUUAUUGAAUACUACAGCAAGGAAAAUAAAGUGGAAAGGAUUUCGGCAGAAAAUUCAGUAGAUGAAGUUUUUGCUGAGGUUGUGAGAGCAUUUGAGGAUAGAGGGAUUACAGCAGUGCAAGAUAAACGUCCAAAAGUAAAGUUUGUUUUGACUUCCAAGCAGAAAGAGAAGUCCACAGGUGGAUUAAAGGAUGCUAAAGUUCUAUUCGUUAUUGGUGGCCCAGGAAGUGGUAAAGGUACACAAUGUGCAAAGAUUGUUGAGAAGUAUGGCUUCUGUCACUUGUCUUCAGGAGAUUUACUCCGAGCUGAGGUCCAGUCAGAAUCUGACCGAGGAAAGCGUCUUAAUGAAAUAAUGGAGAAAGGUGAACUGGUUCCCUUAGAUGAGGUAUUAGCUUUACUCAGAGAUGCUAUGGAGAAAAAAGUCUCAGAAGGAGUUAAAUGUUUCCUCAUUGAUGGAUAUCCUAGAGAAUUGGAACAAGGAGAAAGAUUUGAAAAAGAGGUGGCAGGGUGUACUGGUGUACUGUAUUUUGAAGUAUCAGACGACACUAUGACACAAAGAUUGUUGGAACGUGGAAAGACAAGUGGCCGUGUAGAUGAUAAUGAAGAGACAAUUAAAAAACGUUUAGAAACCUUCCAUAACCAAACAAAACCAUUGAUUGAUCAUUAUAAAGAUAAAAGUAACAUAAUUAAAGCGGAAGGAACAGUAGAUGAAAUUUUCACAGAAGUUCAGAAAUACAUGGACUCUAAAAAAUGGUAGACAUAUUAAAUUCUGCUCAUUAAUGUUAAAGUUCAUUUCAUAAGAAGGGAAGUAGAUAAAGAAAAAGUUAUAUGUUAUAACUGGCAUUACAAAUGUAAAACUAAGACUGGCUAGAUACAUUAUACAGUGAAACCAAAGGAAAUGAAGAUUUUGCUCAGAAUAGACAGGUUAUCAGUUUAAGCUGGUUCAAUAACUAUAUGAUAUUAAUUGGUUUUCCUGGUUGUCAAUUCCAUAUAGACAGGUUCAAAUUUAAAGGGAAUUCAGUUCAGUCAGGUUACCAGUACACUACAUUGCAUUAAUGUAACAGUUGAAAUCAACUGUUGGUAUUCGGUAUGUUUUUACAGUGUAAAAUGUUCAUGUGUUCACUAAAUUCAUUGCUUCUGGUUAACUGUAAUGGAAUUUUAUGUAGAGCUAUUUAAAUAUUGUUAUGCAUUGAAAUUAACAUUGUUUAAAUGAAGCAACUCAAUUAAGGUCAAUUACAACAAGAUUUAUCUAAUUUUUGUCUGAAGAAAUUAUGGUGUUAAACCUGAUAUUUUCAAGAUGCAAUAUAAUUGACCAGUUGCAAGAGAUUUGAUGAACAGAUUUAUAACUCAUUCUGUAAAACUUGCUUAUAGAUACUGGUAGUAUUCAAAUUGACAACUGUAAAAUGAUUUUAAGAAAAUUACAGAAAAAUCCAUUUUUUAAAAGCACUAUAUAAGGAGAGAUUUUUGUGCUAGAUAAUUUUUGCUGACUUGCGUAGGAUUCAAAACUAGCACUGUUUUUGGUAGUAUGUUUUUUUUACAUUUUUUUUGUAAAUUGACAUUGCCAUGCUUAUUUUCUUAUAGUUUGAUUUUUCUACAAAAUAAUUACAAAAAAUGCUGCUGCGAAUACGAAAAACCCUGCAUUAAUUCAAUCCAUAAAAAUAAAAUGUUGAUUGCAUCAAUUUAUGCUGUAAUAAUUGUAUGCAAAAAUGCUUCAGACAGACUUGGCAUUGGAAAUCAUAGAGGAUUGUACAGUAGGAGUUUUUUGCAUGGGUUGAUUUAAAUUAGAACUAAAUCUAAUCUUGUGCAAAAUGAAAAACCAAUCAUCAUACAAGACCUUCUUUAGGGUAACUAUAUCACAUGUCUGUAUACAUGUAUUUAAAAAAAAAGAAAAAAAAAGAAAAAAAGGAUUUAUCUUGAAACGUUCUUUUUCAUUAUUUGUUGAAGACUUUUAAUUAACAUUUAACAAGAAAAUAGACCCUUCAUAUGCAUAAAUAUUUUUCAAAAUUAAAAAAAAAGGACAACUUUGAUCAUAAAUGAUAUGUAGAAGAACUAUUUUCUUGAGUUGGAAAAUCAAGCAUUGACUCUAUGCGGCAUAAAAAAAGUUGUAUUGAGUACAACUGUUAUACAAAUAUUACAAGGGUAUAGAUUCUCCCAAACCAUUACUCUCUUAUUAAAUUAAUUUCCAUUUUCAUGUAUUUUUUUAAUUAUUUAAUUUUUCCAUUGCUUUGUUAUUUAUAUAUUUAGUAUUUAUGUCAUAAUUUUCUGUGAUAUUAAAGGGCUUUUUGUUAUUUACUGUUAGAUGUUAGUUUUUACUAUUUAUUGAAAUUUUGACGCUGUCCAGUUAAGCUUGUAUUUAUUUGUACAUAAUAUUGUGUUACUGAGGGGGUAUAAUUUCAUUGAUUUUUGCUUCAGAAGUAAUUUCAUUGGAAUAAAUAAAUGUAACCUUAAGCCGUACGGUGACCUAUAGUUGUUAAUUUCUGUGUCAUUUGGUCUCUUGUGGAGAGUUGUCUCAUUGGCAAUCAUACCACAUGUUCUUUUUUAUAUUAAGUGUUGUCUGACGUGGCAAGAUGGUAUUUAUGUUUAUUCUAAUUGAUAUUCUCAACUUAUUCAGCAGUCAUUUUGUUAGUCUAAUGGAAUGGACUCCUUUCUUUUUUUAACAAAAUAGUCAGAUUGAAUAAAAAAAAAAAUUCUUUUUACUGUGGCAUAUGAAUUUGCCAUUCAAGAAAAUGCUAGAAACAGUUAAAAAUACGCAAAUUAUAUCAUUGACUAUGAAAAAUAGAUUAAUCAAGGGAGAAUGUUUGCUUAGUGUCAAGUGGCAAAUAUUCCAUUACUUAUAUUAUCAUUCAUAUAGCUUUCUUUAAAACUAAAAGAGAUGCUUCUUUGUGAGUUCAAAAUAAGUUUGUAUGGCAUUAUCACUGAAAAAGUUAGUAGUUUUGUAAUAAACUGAACGUUAAUCAAAUCAUAUGGAAUAUUCUUAUAACCAUAAUCACUUUUCAAGUAAAUUGGCCAAAUAUUAACCCCUUUUAACACCUAAUUAUUUAGCUUAAAGAUAGAAUUUGCUUGUUUUAUUAGUUGGUAUCGUAUAUGAUAAUAUUAUCAAAAAUUAUGAUAAAAGAAACAGAUAACAAAAAAGCUAAAAAAAAAAAUUGUUAUCAAUUGCUUUGAACUUUUUUUUAAAGAUAUGUUAUGCUACAUACAAUUAAUAACUUAUAAAUGAAUUUUAAGAGAAUCUUUAAUUUUGCCAGGAUAGUUAACUUUUUCACAUUUUUUUUUCUUCAAUUCAGCGGGUGAAAUUUAGCUAUCAAUCAACUUUUACACUAUUUUUUUUUAUCUCAAGAUAUUCAUGUAGACAAAACCUAGCAGUUGGUAUUUUUUGCCUCCUGUAUUAACAUUGUUUUUUUUUACAAUGUUCAGUAAUAGAGUUGAGAUAUUAAGAAUAAACUUUCAAUUGGUUUACUAGGCAUUAAAGUUGACGUAUAAGUGAUUUUGAAAUCUUUCUGUUGUUAUUUUCUAUAAUUUGAAUCCCAAAGUAUGUAUUUUUGUUUUGUUUAUUUAUUUUAUGUUAAUCUCUGUAUUUGAUAUUGAUCAUUAGAUCUGUAUUUUUGUUUAUCUUUAUUUUUUUGUAUUCUUGCUUUCAAUAUACACUGCCUAAUAAAAGUAUCUUACAGUUAUAUAUAUAAUAUUACAUGAAACAGUCUCAUUUGUUCUUGCUACAGCUGAACUAUUCAAGUGUGGGCUUCAUACAUAAAAGUAAGUUAGCUUGUUUGAUAGGUGAACCAUGAAUUAUUUAAAUACUUUUGUUAAUAUAGUAACAAACGGGUCAAACAUUUUGUUGCCUGUCCAAUUAUUUGAUUGGUUAAAAAUAACUACUAUUUCUCUCAAUGGAUAGCUAACAAGUGUAUUUAUGGUUCACCAAGCACACAGGCAAUCUUUAUUUUGACUAAACUCCAUUGUUCUUUUUACAAACUGAAUUAUAGAUGCUGCAAAAUGAACAAAAUUAUUUUAAUGUUUGAAGAUAUGAUAAUUUGAUAUGUAUUGAUAUGGGUACACGGUUUUCAAAUAUGGUACAUCAUGUAUUUAGUUCUGUUACAACAUAUUUACAGCUUCUGUGUUUUGAAAAUAAGAGGCAUCUUGAUUUCCGUUCAUUCAUAUUAUUAAAUGAAUGAGUAAUGAAGAGGAGUUGAUUUUAACAGCAUCUGAAGUAAAAUGUAUAUAUAUAUUAGUGGCAUUGGUGGCCAAGUGGUUUAAGAAGAUUGUCUACAAUAUCACAAGCCUGUCAACAGAGAGGUGGAGUGCCAACCCCAGAUAUAGCAGGUCCAAUCUAAAUUGACUAGGAUUGGCAGUUGUCCUGCUGAAGGGUAUUGGUUUUCUCCAGACACUCCUACUUCCUCCACCAAUAAAAACCGGUCGCCAUGAUAUAACUAUGAGUACUAAAAAGUAGCCUUAAACACCAACAAUCAAUAUAUAUUUAUUUUUGAAGAGAAUCUUUAUUAUCUCUCUUUUUCUCGAAAGAUAUUACUAUUCAUCAAUAGAAUUUUAUGUUAAAACCAAAUAGAUUUUUUCUGUGAGAUCAAUGCACCGGAACAUGUACAAAGAGAGAAAAAAAAAUUUAGUAAAUGGCACAGUAGGAAAAUGAUCUGGGGAAAAUUUCAUUCCAGAAAAUAUUUUUAGAUAACAUAAGCUUUCUUGUUGCUGCCUAAUGUAAUGUAUCAAAACCCCAAGAAGAUAACCCUUUAAUUUAAGUGUAAAAUUGAAAUUGAAGAUUACAUUUAGUUAAAAGCCAACUUUUACGGUAACCUAGUUAAGAUGUUAGAGCAUCAUAUCUAAACAUGGCUUAUUUGAAAUUGAUGAUCAAUUUAUCUACUUCAUGUUUUUUGUAAUGCCAUUUUUUAUUUUACAGCAAAUGAAAACAUUACUUGUUCAUGAAUAAAACAAUAUUUUAUUGAU